AUGGCGAGGAUGGAGAGAGACGCAAUGGAGACGGUGGCUCCCUAUGCUCCAGUCACUUAUCACCGUCGUGUUCGCGGUGACUUGGAUGACACACUUACUAAACCUUAUUUGCCGAGAGCACUACAAGCACCAGACAUGGAACACCCGCUAGGAACACCAGAGCAUAGACACAAUGGCCUUAGUGUUAUGCAGCAACAUGUAGCUUUCUUCGAUUUGGAUGAUAAUGGCAUCAUUUAUCCCUAUGAAACGUUCUCUGGGUUCCAGUUACUCGGUUUCAAUUUACUUGCGUCACUUAUCUUAACGGCUUGUAUCCACUUAGCUCUUAGCUAUGCUACUCUCCCGGGAUGGUUACCGUCUCCAUUUUUCCCUAUAUAUAUACACAACAUUCACAAGGCAAAGCACGGAAGCGACUCUAAAACNCUCUCCUCUUCUUCCUAA
Messenger RNA from Camelina sativa (false flax), 438 nucleotides. NCBI's taxonomy places the organism in Eukaryota, Viridiplantae, Streptophyta, Magnoliopsida, Brassicales, Brassicaceae. The record is from RefSeq and is a predicted model, not a curated record.